This is a messenger RNA of Talpa occidentalis (Iberian mole), 6036 nucleotides long. It is a transcript of the gene NFASC, whose product is annotated as neurofascin. Bases 247 to 4305 code for a protein of 1352 amino acids. Lineage: Eukaryota; Metazoa; Chordata; Mammalia; Eulipotyphla; Talpidae. Gene Ontology annotation, biological process: cell-cell adhesion; brain development. The transcript is spliced from 31 exons. The record is from RefSeq and is a predicted model, not a curated record. Gene Ontology annotation, molecular function: cell-cell adhesion mediator activity.
GCGGACGGCACCGACUGCGCCCGGGGCUGGCGCCCGAGCUCUCGGAGGUUGAUUAACUUAUGUGCAAUUUGGGACACUGGAGUUUUCCUUCCCGCUGCAGACUGGAAGGGAGCUUUGUCUGGUGUUGCAAGAAGGAGGCUGAAUGAGGCAGAGGCGCUGAGCUCUGCCCAGAGCGCCCAGGGAGAGCGGCGGGACGCGACCAGACCCCGAGGGCAGGGGAGCAGAGAGCAGGGCCCGGUGCUGAGCAUGGCCCAGCUGCCGCCACCGCCACCCUGGGUCCAUGCAGCCCUCCUCCUCUGUCUCCUCAGCCUCAGCGGGGCCAUCGAGAUCCCCAUGGAUCUGUCCCAGCCCCCGACCAUCACCAAGCAGUCGGUGAAGGACCACAUUGUGGACCCCCGGGACAACAUCCUGAUUGAGUGUGAAGCAAAGGGGAACCCUGCCCCCAGCUUCCACUGGACUCGAAACAGCAGGUUCUUCAACAUUGCCAAGGACCCCCGGGUGUCAAUGAGGAGGCGGUCUGGGACCCUGGUGAUUGACUUCCGCAGCGGGGGGCGGCCGGAGGAGUACGAGGGGGAAUACCAGUGCUUCGCCCGCAACAAAUUUGGUACUGCCCUCUCCAAUCGGAUCCGUCUGCAGGUGUCCAAAUCUCCCCUGUGGCCCAAGGAAAACCUGGACCCUGUUGUAGUUCAAGAAGGCGCCCCCUUGACACUGCAGUGCAACCCCCCGCCCGGACUCCCAUCCCCCGUCAUUUUCUGGAUGAGCAGCUCCAUGGAGCCUAUCACCCAAGACAAGCGUGUCUCCCAGGGCCAUAACGGAGACCUGUAUUUCUCUAACGUGAUGCUGCAGGAUAUGCAGACCGACUACAGCUGCAAUGCCCGCUUCCACUUCACCCACACCAUCCAGCAGAAAAACCCCUUCACCCUCAAGGUCCUCACCAACAACCCCCAUAAUGACUCGUCCUUACGAAACCACCCUGACAUGUACAGUGCACGAGGGGUUGCCGAGAGAACACCCAGCUUCAUGUAUCCCCAGGGCACCGCAAGCAGCCAGAUGGUGCUGCGCGGCAUGGACCUCCUGCUGGAGUGCAUCGCCUCCGGGGUCCCCACACCGGACAUCGCGUGGUACAAGAAAGGCGGGGACCUCCCAUCUGACAAGGCCAAGUUUGAGAACUUUAACAAGGCCCUACGGAUCACCAACGUCUCUGAGGAAGACUCCGGGGAGUACUUCUGCCUGGCCUCUAACAAGAUGGGCAGCAUCCGGCACACGAUCUCGGUGAGAGUAAAGGCUGCUCCCUACUGGCUAGACGAACCCAAGAAUCUUAUCCUGGCUCCUGGCGAAGACGGGAGACUGGUGUGUAGAGCCAAUGGGAACCCCAAGCCCACCGUCCAGUGGAUGGUGAAUGGGGAGCCUUUGCAGUCGGCACCACCCAACCCAAACCGCGAGGUGGCUGGUGACACCAUCAUCUUCCGGGACACCCAGAUCAGCAGCAGGGCCGUGUACCAGUGCAACACCUCCAACGAGCACGGCUACCUGCUGGCCAACGCCUUCGUCAGCGUGCUGGACGUGCCGCCUCGCAUGCUGUCUCCCCGGAACCAGCUCAUUCGGGUGAUCCUUUACAACCGGACGCGGCUGGACUGCCCCUUUUUUGGAUCCCCCAUCCCCACGCUCCGAUGGUUUAAGAAUGGGCAAGGGAGCAACCUGGAUGGCGGCAACUACCAUGUCUAUGAGAACGGCAGUCUGGAGAUCAAGAUGAUCCGCAAGGAGGACCAAGGCAUCUACACCUGCGUGGCCACCAACAUCCUGGGCAAGGCUGAGAACCAGGUCCGCCUGGAGGUCAAAGACCCCACCAGGAUCUUCCGGAUGCCCGAGGACCAGACGGUCAAGCGGGGCACGACGGUGCAGCUGGAGUGCCGGGUGAAGCACGACCCCUCCCUGAAGCUCGCCGUCUCCUGGCUGAAGGACGACGAGCCGCUCUACAUCGGGAACAGGAUGAAGAAGGAAGAUGACUCCCUGACCAUCUUUGGGGUGGCAGAGCGGGACCAGGGCAGCUACACGUGCAUCGCCAGCACAGAGCUGGACCAGGACCUUGCCAAAGCCUACCUCACUGUGCUAGCUGAUCAGGCCACUCCAACUAACCGUUUGGCUGCCCUGCCCAAAGGACGGCCAGACCGGCCGCGGGACCUGGAGCUCACCGACCUGGCCGAGAGGAGCGUGCGGCUGACCUGGAUCCCAGGGGAUGACAACAACAGCCCCAUCACAGACUACAUCGUCCAAUUUGAAGAGGACCAAUUCCAGCCCGGGGUCUGGCACGACCACUCCAAGUUCCCAGGCAGUGUCAACUCAGCCGUCCUGCAGCUGUCCCCAUAUGUCAACUACCAGUUCAGGGUCAUCGCCGUCAACGAGGUUGGGAGCAGCCACCCCAGCCUCCCAUCCGAGCGCUACCGCACCAGUGGGACAGCGCCUGAGUCCAACCCCACCGAUGUGAAGGGAGAAGGGACAAGAAAGAACAACAUGGAGAUCACGUGGACGCCCAUGAACGCCACUUCUGCCUUUGGCCCCAACCUGCGCUACAUCGUCAAGUGGCGUCGGAGAGAGACCCGCGAGACCUGGAACAACGUGACGGUAUGGGGCUCCCGCUACGUGGUGGGGCAGACCCCCGUCUAUGUGCCCUAUGAGAUCCGAGUCCAGGCCGAGAACGACUUUGGGAAGGGCCCGGAGCCAGACACUGUCAUUGGUUACUCCGGAGAAGAUUAUCCCAGGGCCGCGCCCACUGAGGUUAAAAUCCGAGUCCUGAACAGCACAGCCAUCAGCCUUCAGUGGAACCGAGUCUACUCCGACACGGUCCAGGGCCAGCUCAGGGAGUACCGAGCCUACUACUGGAGGGAGAGCAGCUUGCUGAAGAACCUGUGGGUGUCUCAGAAGAGACAGCAAGCCAGCUUCCCCGGUGACCGCCCCCGUGGCACGGUGUCCCGCCUCUUCCCCUACAGUAACUACAAGCUGGAGAUGGUUGUGGUCAAUGGGAGAGGCGACGGGCCUCGCAGUGAGACCAAGGAGUUCACCACCCCGGAAGGAGUACCCAGUGCCCCCAGGCGUUUCCGAGUCCGGCAGCCCACCCCGGAGACAAUCAACCUGGAAUGGGACCAUCCGGAGCACCCUAAUGGGAUUAUGAUUGGAUACACCCUCAAAUACGUGGCCUUUAAUGGAACCAAAGUAGGAAAGCAGAUAGUGGAAAACUUCUCUCCCAAUCAGACCAAGUUCUCGAUGCAAAGGGCAGAUCCCGUGUCACGAUACCGCUUUACGCUCAGUGCCAGGACGCAGGUGGGCAACGGGGAGGCCAUCACAGAGGAGUCACCAGCGGCCCCCAACGAAGCUCCUCCCACGUUGCCCCCGACUACCGUGGGUGCGACGGGCGCUGUGAGCGGUACCGAUGCUACUGCCACUGUUGCCACCACCGAAGCCACAACAGUCCCCAUCAUCCCAACUGUCGCACCUACCAUCGUCGCCACCACCGUCGCCACAACUACUACAACCACUGCUGCCACCACCACCACCACGGAGAGUCCUCCCACCACCACCACCGGGACUAAGAUACACGAAUCCGCCCCCGACGAGCAGUCCAUAUGGAACGUCACGGUGCUCCCCAACAGUAAAUGGGCCAACAUCACCUGGAAGCACAAUUUCGGGCCCGGAACUGACUUUGUGGUUGAGUACAUCGACAGCAACCAUACGAAAAAAACUGUCCCUGUUAAGGCUCAGGCCCAGUCUGUACAGCUAACAGACCUCUAUCCCGGGAUGACGUACACGUUGCGAGUUUAUUCCCGGGACAACGAGGGCAUCAGCAGUACCGUCAUCACCUUUAUGACCAGUACAGCUUACACCAACAACCAGGCGGACAUUGCCACCCAGGGCUGGUUCAUCGGGCUCAUGUGUGCCAUCGCACUCCUGGUGCUCAUCCUGCUGAUCGUCUGCUUCAUCAAGCGGAGUCGAGGAGGCAAGUACCCAGUGCGAGAAAAGAAGGAUGUCCCUCUCGGCCCUGAGGAUCCCAAAGAGGAGGACGGCUCGUUUGACUACAGUGACGAGGACAACAAGCCCCUGCAGGGCAGCCAGACGUCCCUGGAUGGCACCAUCAAGCAGCAAGAAAGCGACGACAGCCUGGUGGACUAUGGCGAGGGUGGUGAGGGGCAGUUCAACGAGGAUGGCUCCUUCAUCGGCCAGUACACAGUCAAGAAGGACAAGGAGGAAACAGAGGGCAACGAGAGCUCAGAGGCCACGUCGCCCGUCAACGCCAUCUACUCUCUGGCCUAACGGAGCCCACCAGGCACAGCCACCACUUUGCAAGCAGGAGCAGGGGAGAGGGGGAGACGAAGCCACUGCAACUACCACAAAGCCACCGCCACCUCCAGGACGAGGGUCCAGCAUGGGGGUCUGCCAAGCUGUGAGGACCACCUAUCACCCAGCCAACUACAAACCCCUCCUCGUGACCCCGCACCCCUCCGGGGUCCCACCCGCGCCGGAGAGCUCCAGCCCAGCUGAGCUCAGCUAGCAGGAGCCCAGGUCCUUGCUCAGCCUCACAGCCACCCCGAGCCUGCCACCACACUGCCUGACCUUGACCUUGACCUCACCGCCACACACUCCCAGUUUUGUUGGUUUCACUCCUUUUCCUUGUCUUUAUUUUUGCUUCGUGCGUCUUCCCUCCAGGCUCAUCGUCUCCGUUUUCUUUUCAUUUUGAAGAAGUGUCCCUGGGAAAAGAAGGAAUAGGUGGAUUCUCCCCCACGAAAUUGCAAAGACAGGCAAAAAGGAUUGAUCCGUGAAAGAACACACAGAAAAGCUGUAGUAUUCAAACCGCCGCUGGGCCAACGUACUUCCGAAGGAUGCCUUUCUCGCCAUAUGCCUCCCCGGCCCCACCCCCUCUGCCUCGGCCUUUUCAGUUGCUGAGCUGGGCUUGGCUCCUUUCUGGAAAAUGACAGUAUUCUUGGCAGGGAGAGGGUGGGCAGGCCUCAUGCCUCCCUCUGGUUCAGUUGGGGGGUGGGCUUACCUCUCGUCCCUCGCUCCUCCCCUGCCACCUCCUCCGGAGUGUCCAGGACUGGCUGCUCCGACUCUGAAGAAGGAACCUGAGGAAGAGGAGUGGGCACUGGUGGAAAGGAUUUCAACUCCAGUGACCAUGUACCUCAAGCAGAAGGAAAUCAGGCGUCUGGUCCCUAGGGAGCUGAGCUCACCUCUGGAGAGAAAAAAAAAGUCUGGGUUGGAUCUGCUCCCUCCCCAACAUGAAACAGUGCAGGGUGCUUCCAGAAUGGAGGGGACCCCACCUGGGCAGGGGUCGACGCUGCUACCCUCAAGGAGACUGUUACCCUGUGAUGCAAAAGCCUGGCUGGUAUGUUUGGGGGAGCACGGUACUGCUCCUCCUUUCAUCUCCAGCAGAUAUCAUCUCCUCAGUCAAUCUUGGAUGAUAUUGAACUGGUGUUAUACGUGGCAUGUGGACGGGGCCUUGCUGCCCCCCGACUGAGCCGCUGUGUCCCUCCCAGGGUAUUUACAUAUCAGGAGGCCGGUGAGCACCGUGAGGCCAUGCCGGAGCCUGGCCUAGGAGGACGCGGCGUUCUUCGUAUGCCUUAUGCAGCUCCAACCUGUCUCUGCGUUCCCAGGUUCCCAGCUCCCCCCUGCAAGCCUUGAAGCCUCCAGUGGCGCUGUCUCUAGAGCAGGGCAGGCGCCUCUGCCCACAUCCAGCAGAGCUGAGGCCGCCGCCCCACGGCGCCCGGCAGCCUGUGGCCCCGGUGGAGACGUUCGCAGCCCCGCAGUUCUCAGAGAUGAAGGCGCUGCCUUCAGCCUCCCACCUAAUUCAUUUUUGAAACCAAAGGUACCUAGCCUCAGAGAGAGAGACGUUGUGAGCCUAAAGCAACCCUUUAGCUGUGGCUGCCGCUGGAGUCGGUUUCAGGAGAGCGAAGCUGACCCGGAGGCCGGGCCACCUCCACAGCACAGGCGCUGAUUUGUGCCUCCAGCUGCUUGCCAGGGGCCUGGGCAGGCACAGGGCUGCGUCCUUCA